Daucus carota subsp. sativus is the source of this 1328-nucleotide messenger RNA. Its product is annotated as quinone-oxidoreductase QR1, chloroplastic. Gene Ontology annotation, molecular function: oxidoreductase activity. The coding region runs from base 238 to 1203 and encodes 321 amino acids. NCBI's taxonomy places the organism in Eukaryota, Viridiplantae, Streptophyta, Magnoliopsida, Apiales, Apiaceae. The record is from RefSeq and is a predicted model, not a curated record. The transcript has 4 exons.
AAAAAUAUCUUUAUAAUUUUAACGCGGUGCGUGUGUAAUUGCUGAGGUGGGAGCAUAAUAAUACUAGAAAUUCACCCUGUUUAUAACCCCCACUAGUCUCUGCAAUUUUCCAUCCAGUCCACUCCAAGUAGACCUCUGUUUUCAACCAUUAUCUUGUUUCUUGAUCCUGCUAUUUCUCUGUUCUCUGCUUAUACUUUUCUCUACACAUACAUAACCUUCAUUAGUAAUACUAUAGUUAUGGAAGCUGUUCAGUACUUCAAGUAUGGACAUGAUGAUCUCAAGCAUGUUGAAGUUCCAAUUCCAUCUCCAAAGAAAGAUGAGAUAUUGAUUAAAGUGGAAGCAGUUGGUAUCAAUCCUAUUGAUUUUAAGAUCCAGCACGGCUUCCUGCGCCCUAUUGCUCCAAAGAAAUUCCCUCAUAUUCCUGGUUCUGAUAUCGCAGGUGAAGUUGUGGAUGUUGGAUUUACAGUUACAAAAUUCAAGAAAGGCGACAAAGUUGUCGCCAUGCUUGGCACCACGACUGGAGGUGGAUUAGCCGAGUAUGCAGUAGCAAAGCAAGAAGUGACCGUUCUGAGGCCACUUGAACUAUCAGCAGGUGAAUGUGCCGCGUUAGGCACUCCAGGGCUAACCGCUUACCAAUGCCUCAUCACAGCGGGAGUAGUUCUGAAAAAAGACGGCCCCCCUAUGAACAUACUAAUCACUGCAGCUUCAGGCGGUGUUGGUCACUACGCAGUUCAGCUCGCAAAGCUAGGAAACACUCAUGUCACUGUCACAUGUGGCUCUCGCAACAUUGAUUUUGUGAAAAGCCUAGGCGCUGAUGUGGCCCUGGACUACAGAACUCCGGAUGGCAAGGCCUUGGUUGGACCAUCAGCACGAAGAUACGAUGCUGUAGUGCAUUGCACCUCAGGCAUCAGCUGGUCGACGUUUGAAAACGUGUUAACAUCUAAUGGGAUCGUCGUAGACAUCACCCCUAGCCCCAAGUCCAUAACAACCUCUGUCGUGAAGAAGCUCUCUUGCUCUAAAAAAACACUGCAUCCUCUGUUUGUUUCGCAUAAAGCGGAGGACUUGCAGUAUCUUAUUAACUUGAUGUUAGAAGGGAAGCUGAAGACUGUGGUAGAUUCCAAGUAUAAUUUCAGCAAGACUCAAGAGGCUUGGGCUAAGAGCAUGGAGGGACAUGCUGUUGGGAAGAUCAUUGUGGAAAUGUGAAAUCACUCGAGUUUGUUUGAGUAGGCACUUUGAAAUUAUGUCGUUUGUAAACUGAUGAAAUAUCUGAUUAGUCAAUUAAUCAUCUGAUUAAUCUUCAAUCAAUUUUUAUUUUCUGUUUUUAUUAA